GGUACAAAAGCUUGUGCGUAACCAGAAGUAAGCUUACAUACUAUACACCUGCCUCGACACACGUCAAGGCGUAAGGCACAAGGUACACCGCGCCCCACGCAUGCAAACUCUCCAUCCGAAAACACGCGUAUAAAAGACAGACAAUCACUAAAAAGAACCACCCACCCUCACUACAAACCUUCACAGCACACCCAAAAUGCGCCCCACAACCCUCCUCGCCCCCCUCACCCUCGCAGCAUCCAGCUCAGCCUGGGCCCGCGCUCCGAACGGAGUAUGGGUCGCCAACAACGUCGUGUAUAUGAUCGGUAACGUGCAAGUCCACGAAGCGUGUACGAAGAUGAACACGAAUCAGUACUGGGGGAGUGGGGGUUGUGCGUUGGGGUGAUGCGGAGGGGGGGUUGUUGAUGGAGGUGAGUGUCUUUGAUUCUCUUUUUGUGUGAGAGGGGUGUUUUGCUGAUUUGUUUGUAGCUUGUCGGUAUUAGGCUGU
This is a messenger RNA of Dothidotthia symphoricarpi CBS 119687, 487 nucleotides long. RefSeq lists its product as uncharacterized. Lineage: Eukaryota; Fungi; Ascomycota; Dothideomycetes; Pleosporales; Dothidotthiaceae. The transcript is spliced from 2 exons. Bases 197 to 385 code for a protein of 62 amino acids. The record is from RefSeq and is a predicted model, not a curated record.